AUGGACCUCGCAGCCAGCAUGGAAAUAUUCAGCCACCAGCAGCUGAUGCCUCCCGCUUGUUUCUUCUCCUCCGCAGCGGCUCAGAGCAUCCAGUUGAGUCCCAGCAGCAGCAGCCAGAGCAGCGAAGGCAGCAGCAAGGCUGGGUCCAAACAACCCAAGAGACAGCGCUCUUCCUCUCCGGAGCUGCUCAGGUGCAAACGGAGGCUGAAUUUCGCGGGUUUUGGCUACACUCUGCCCCAGCAGCAGCCGCACGCAGUGGCCCGAAGAAACGAGAGAGAGCGUAACCGGGUCAAGCUGGUCAACAACGGCUUCGCCACCCUCCGGGAACACGUGCCCAACGGCGCCGCCAACAAGAAGAUGAGCAAAGUGGAGACGUUGCGCUCAGCCGUGGAGUACAUCCGAGCCCUGCAGCAGCUACUAGACGAGCACGACGCAGUGAGCGCGGCGUUUCAGUCCGGUGUCUUGUCGCCAACCAUGUCGCAGGGUUACUCUGCUGAAAUGAACUCCAUGACAGGUUCACCGGUGUCCUCCUACUCCUCCGAUGAGGGCUCCUACGACCCCCUCAGUCCAGAGGAGCAGGAACUACUAGACUUCACCAACUGGUUCUGAGCAUCUAUAUAUAAGAAAUAUGGAUCAACUCAAUUUACUGUUGUCGUGCGGUUGGGAUGGUCCCGG
Scomber scombrus (Atlantic mackerel) is the source of this 675-nucleotide messenger RNA. It is a transcript of the gene ascl1a, whose product is annotated as achaete-scute family bHLH transcription factor 1a. The record is from RefSeq and is a predicted model, not a curated record. NCBI's taxonomy places the organism in Eukaryota, Metazoa, Chordata, Actinopteri, Scombriformes, Scombridae. Gene Ontology annotation, biological process: regulation of transcription by RNA polymerase II; developmental process. Gene Ontology annotation, molecular function: protein dimerization activity; RNA polymerase II transcription regulatory region sequence-specific DNA binding; DNA-binding transcription factor activity, RNA polymerase II-specific.